This is a messenger RNA of Brassica rapa (field mustard), 964 nucleotides long. RefSeq names its product zinc finger protein CONSTANS-LIKE 2. Gene Ontology annotation, cellular component: nucleus. Gene Ontology annotation, molecular function: DNA-binding transcription factor activity; protein binding; zinc ion binding. NCBI's taxonomy places the organism in Eukaryota, Viridiplantae, Streptophyta, Magnoliopsida, Brassicales, Brassicaceae. Gene Ontology annotation, biological process: regulation of photoperiodism, flowering; regulation of flower development. The record is from RefSeq and is marked validated.
AUGUUGAAAGAAGAGAGCAACGAGAGUGGUGGUACACGAGCAUGUGACACAUGUCGUUCAGCCGCCUGCACUAUCUACCGUGAAGCUGAUUCUACCUACUUGUGCACCACCUGCGAUGCUCGAGUUCACGCAGCCAAACGUGUCCGUGUCUGCGACUCAUGCGAGUCUGCCCCGGCUGCGUUUUUCUGUAAAGCAGACGCUGCGUCUCUUUGUACAGCUUGUGAUGCUGAGAUCCAUUCCGCAAACCCUCUAGCUAGACGUCAUCAACGUGUGCCUAUAACUUCAAACUCUUGCGGCUCCAUGGCCACUGAUGGAGAUAAUAAUGUCAUGAUGGUGAGUGAAGAAAAAGAGGAUGCGGAUGAGGUGGCUUCCUGGUUGAUGCUUAAUCCAGGGAAAAACAAUCAGAACAAUGGGUUCUUGUUUGGUGUUGAGUAUCUUGAUCUUGUGGACUACAGCUCCAGCAUAGACAACCAGUUCGAAGAUCAGUACAGUAAAUACCAUAGGAGCUUUGGUGGAGGAGAAGAUGGAGUUGUGCCACUUCAACUUGAAGAAUCAUCAACAAGUCACAUGCAACAAAGCCAACACAACUUUCAUUUGGGUGUUAACUAUGGUUACUCUACAGAACCUCAGUACAGCUACGUUAGUGUUGUGCCAGAGUCAUCAAGUGACACAACAGUCCAACACGCUAAAGAGACAAUAGACCAAGUAUGUGGCCCACCUACUCAGAUGGUGCAGCAGCUAACUCCAGCUGACAGGGAAGCUAGAGUCCUGAGAUACAGAGAGAAGAAGAAGAGGAGGAAGUUUGAGAAGACAAUAAGGUAUGCUUCAAGAAAGGCUUAUGCAGAGGUAAGACCAAGGAUCAAAGGCCGUUUCGCAAAGAGGAUAGAUAUGGAAGCUGAUGCAGAACAACUCUUCUCAACAUCACUAAUGUCCAAUACCAGUUAUGGAAUUGUUCCUUCUUUCU